Messenger RNA from Dryobates pubescens (Downy woodpecker), 887 nucleotides. It is a transcript of the gene PEX19, whose product is annotated as peroxisomal biogenesis factor 19. The transcript has 8 exons. The record is from RefSeq and is a predicted model, not a curated record. Lineage: Eukaryota; Metazoa; Chordata; Aves; Piciformes; Picidae. Gene Ontology annotation, biological process: protein import into peroxisome membrane. Gene Ontology annotation, cellular component: peroxisome; peroxisomal membrane. The coding region runs from base 1 to 846 and encodes 281 amino acids.
AUGGCGGAGCCGGAGCCGGGCCCCGAGCCCGACCCGGAGCUGGAGCAGCUGCUGGAGAGUGCCCUGGAUGACUUCGAGAGGGCCAAGCCUGCCCCCGCGCCCCCCCCGGCGCCGCCGCCCGCCGCCGCCCAGCCCUCGCCCGGCGACGCUGCCAAGGGCUCUCUCUUCGCCUCGCAGGAGAGGUUCUUCCAGGAGCUGUUCGAGGGGGAGUUGGCAUCGCAGGCGGCGGCGGAGUUCGAGCAGGCGAUGCAGGAGCUGGCGCGGGAGGAGCCCCACCUGGUGCAGCAGUUCCAGCGGCUCUCCGAGGCUGCUGGCAGAGUGGGCAGCGACGCAGCCUCGCAGCAGGAGUUCACCUCCUGCCUGAAGGAGACCCUGAGCGGCCUGGCCAAGAAUGCCAACGACCUGCAGAGCUCUUCGGCCUCGGAGGAGGAGUUGGCGAAGGCCCUGGAGGGGCUGGGGCUGGAGGAGGGCGAGGGCAGCGUGGUGCCAGUGGUGCGUGGCAUCAUGCAGAGCCUGCUCUCCAAGGACCUGCUCUACCCCUCCCUCAAGGAGAUCACCGACAAGUACCCGGAGUGGCUGCGGGCGCACGGCGCGGCGCUGCCGGGCGAGCAGCUGGCACGGUACCAGGCGCAGCACCGCGUGAUGGGCAGCAUCUGCCAGCAGCUGGAGGCCGAGCGGCCUGGCGAGGGCGAGGAGCAGCGGCGGGCACGCUUCGAGGCGCUGCUCGACCUCAUGCAGCAGCUGCAGGACCUGGGCCACCCCCCGAAGGAGCUGGCCGGGGACUCGCCUCCUGGCUUCAACCUGGAGGUGCCAGGCCCGGGAGGGGAGCAGUGCCAGCUGAUGUAGAGGGCACCCCCUGGCCGUGCCAGCCGGGCCCCCCCCCGGCC